This is a messenger RNA of Archocentrus centrarchus (flier cichlid), 5151 nucleotides long. RefSeq names its product mucin-5AC-like. Gene Ontology annotation, biological process: axonogenesis; tissue development; animal organ morphogenesis. Bases 49 to 4167 code for a protein of 1372 amino acids. The transcript is spliced from 13 exons. The record is from RefSeq and is a predicted model, not a curated record. Lineage: Eukaryota; Metazoa; Chordata; Actinopteri; Cichliformes; Cichlidae.
ACCCAGGAUGACCUGCAUGUAAACUUGUUGUUCAUCUGAUGGUUUAUCAUGUCCCUUUCACGUGUCCUCGCCCUCCUCGCUCUCCUGCUGCCGUGGGGCCGGUGUCAGAACGGUGGUCAGUUUGAUGUGUGUCGAUCUCUGCGCAGCUUGAAGGCUGGGCCUUUCUUGGAGUUUUAUGCCUGUCAGCCCCCAGCAGCCAACAUGAAGGAGGUGAUGCAGAUCAGAGUCGACCCCCCUGGAAUCACCUGUGGAAACCCACCUGAGAGAUUCUGCACACUGGAGAACCCAUACCUGUGUAGCGAUGAGUGCGAUGCCUCCAGCCCAGACCUGUCUCAUCCUCCUCAGCUCAUGGGAGACAGGGAGAGGGGUGGGCUCAUCACCUACUGGCAGACAAUCACAUGGUCUAGGUACCCUGAGCCACUGUUGGCCAACAUCACUCUCACCUGGAACAAGAGUCUGGAGGUGGUUGAUGACAUCGUCAUUACCUUCGAGUACGGACGUCCAACCAGCAUGGUGCUGGAGAAAUCCAUCGACAAAGGUGUCACGUGGCAGCCAUAUCAGUAUUACGCUGAUGACUGUCUCGAGGCCUUCGGCAUGUCGCCCAAACGAGUCUCUGAUUUAACACCGAGUAACAUCACUCGGGUCAUCUGCACAGAGCAGUACUCCCGCUGGGUUGGAGCCAAGGAAGAGAAAGCUGUGGUGUUUGAGGUACGAGCACGCUUUGGGGUGUUUGCUGGUCCAAAGCUGAUUAACAUGGAUUCUCUGUACACCCGGAUGGAGACCACGAAGGGUCUUAGAGACUUCUUUACUUUCACCAACCUCCGACUGAGGCUCCUCCGCCCAGCACUGGGAGGAACCUACGUUCAGAGAGACAACCUGCUGAAGUACUUCUAUGCUAUUUCCAACAUCGAUGUAUUUGCCAGGUGUAAGUGCAACCUGCAUGCGUCUCAGUGUGUGUUGCGUGAUGCGACACUGCACUGUGAAUGUGACCACAACACGGCCGGGCAGGACUGUCAGAGCUGCAGACAAGAGUUCACAUCUCGCACCUGGAGACCAGGAUCAUACCUGCCCCUGCCCAAAGGCACCGCUAAUGCCUGUGAAGCAACAGAAUCUGUAGCCACGGCUGGUGACUCUAACUCUGAAGCAUCUGAUAGACCUUCUGCCUCAUCAGAUGGAGUGACUGACAGUACUACUACUACUACUACUUCUACUUCUGCUAUACCUGAGAGCAGUACACCAACUGACACAUAUACUGCUGUUGGUAUUACUACAUCUACAACCGACAGUACUACUAUCAGAGAUAGUACAGUUAUUGUUCCUACUGUAACUGACAAUAGUACCCCAACUGACACUACCAGUACCGCCAAAGACAGUACUACCACUAUGUAUUCUAUAACUGACAACAGAACCCCAACUGAAAUUACUACUGCAGAUACCAGUGACAGUACUACCACCACUUAUACUAUUACUGACAGUACUCCAACAAGUGAUACUAAUACUGCUGUUGGUAGUACUAACCCCAUGACUUCUAAUGACCCAGCUUCUCCUAAAGAUAUUCCUUCAACCACAUUCAUGUACACAUUGACUGAUAACAGCCCAGGAGGUUCCACUAAUACUGAAGGCAGUGUAAGUACCAGUACAUACAUGACUGACUCUAGUUCUGUGACUUACUUUACUGGUAGUAGUGAUUCAACUGACCUUCCUGUAACUGGUGUCGACUCUACCUCAACAUUCACGACUAGUACAGUAGUUUUUACUGCUGUCCGUAGUACUAUUAGUACUACAGGUUCUGUUGCAUUUCCAGACUCACUCAGUACAACUGGACCUACCACAGACACAGCUCCACCCAACACUCCACGUCUGAAGACUGGAGACAGACCAGCUCCCGCAGUACCAGACAGCACCACCAACAGUCUCACCAGUAACACCCCCACUGUCCCAGGCAGAAGUACUGACUCUGGGUUAUCCAUUUCUGACCCAGUGACUCUACCCUUUAACUCCACUUCAGACUUUAGCUUGCCCGAGAAAGUUAACACCAAACUGGUUAGCAGUGCUGUUUCACCUACUGUUGCAGUACCAACUGGAAUCCUGCCUCUAACAACCAUCCCAGAAAUGUCUCUACCAGGUGACAGGUCUCCAUCUGGAUACUCUUCCCCCACUGGAUAUGUCCCUACUAGUCAGGCUGGAGAUACUCCAUCUACAGCAGAAGCUGACACAACUACUGUUCUUCCUGAAUUUCCAAUAGAUGUACCUCCUCUGGAUGUACCGCCUCCAGAUCUACCACUGGAAGCAUCCUCUCUGGAUAUAUCUCCUCUUCCUGAUGAAGCCCUUCCUGACAUACUUUCUUCUGGUGUUCCACUGGAUGUACCAUCUUCAGAUACACCUUCUCCUGAUGCACCAUCUCCAGUUGCACCUACUUCUUAUGUACCUCUACCUGAUAUACUGCCUCUUGAUGUAUCAUCUCCAGAUACACCACCUCCUGAUGAAAUUGUUCCUUUUGUUCCAAUCCCUGAUGCACUGUUUCCAGAUACAUCAUCUCCUCCUGCUCUAUCUUCCCUUGAUGUACCAACUUCAAAUGUACCUCCUCUUGAUGUACUUCCUCCUGAUGGAGCUCCUCCUGGUGUAUCUUUCCUUGAUGUACGUACUUCAGAAGUUCCUCCUCCCGAUGUCCCUCUGGAAGUACCACCUUCUGACAUACCUGCUCCUGAUGUAGCGCUUCCUGACCCAGCUUCUCCUGAUGUACUGCCUCCAGACGCACUUCCUCCUGACCUACCUUUUCCUGAUCCACCUUCUCCAGAUUUACUUCCAGAUGUGCCAUCCACUAAGACUCCAGACACUUCAGUGGAUUUACCUCCUCCUGAUGUACCUUCUCCUGAUGGGGCAUCUCCAGAAGUACGUCCUCCUGAUGCUACUCCUUCAGCUCCAGAUAUUCCUGGGGAUUCCUUGUCUCCUCCCUCUGAAGCAGGUCCUGUAUCCAACACAAAGUCCAGUACUAUAACUCAGUCUGACCCUACUGGUGAUUUAGCACCUGUUGACUUUACCUUCCCUAUUCCAGAAAAUCCAAAGUCAGCUGGCCCUGGACAAGAAUCAGGAUCAGUUUCUCAGUCCAUACCUGUAGUUGAAUUGGGGAAUUUUUCAAAUGAUUCCCGUGGUUCUAUUGAUACUCCUGGAUCUAAUUCUGUCAAUGCUGGACAGGAAUCUUUUUCAGUAGGGCAAGACACGGGAGAGACAGGAAAGGACAAACCAGAAUUAAGUGGACCAGAUUCUUCUGUGCCAGACAGAAACAGCCCUAAUUUAGAUCCUAGACUGGAUCCCUUUCCAGGUGCUGAGAAUCCUGGAGUAGAUUCUUCAGCAGUCCGGAAGGAAGAAAAGUCUUCUGCAGAGGAAUCAUUCGAACCAUCAGGAGGGUUGAAGUCUGAGGAAAAGAGAGACUCUAAACAAGAAAAGACAAGAGAAGAAAAAGAGGAGAAAGCAUUUGAUGGGGCCAAAGAGGAAACGAAAGAAAAACCUAAACCGGAAGGAGAGCAGGAGAAAGAGGACAAGGGCUAUGAGAAGAAAGCGACCCAGAAGAUUCUGAUUCCAGGAGGACCAAAGUUCAGUCAGCUGUCCAAAAUCGCCUACGUCAGCUUCCAGGACUGUGAGUGUAAUGGUCACUCCAACCGCUGCAGCUACAUCGACUUCAUCAAUGUGGUCACAUGUGUGAGCUGUAAACACAACACGCGAGGACAGAACUGUCAGUACUGUCGCCUUGGUUACUAUCGAAACAACUCGCUGCCGCUCAACGACGAGAACAUCUGCAUUGAGUGCGAGUGUGACGCAGACCGCAGUGUGUCUCCUCGUUGCUCAGACUUGGGUCUCUGUCAGUGUAAAGAUGGAGCCGCGGGGAGGCGUUGUGAAUCCUGUUUACCUGGAUACACCUGGAGAGGAGGCGGGGCUGGCUGCACAGUGAAUGCGUGUGAUGGCGAGGGUUUGAUCUGUCAGAAUGGAGGAACCUGUGUCGACUUCCUGCGCUGUGUCUGUCCUGAUAAUUUCACAGGUUCAUUCUGCGAGCAGAGUGUCUGUCUGAGGAAGGAUGGCUGCCCGGAGAACGCUGAUGACUCCGCCUCUUCUCUGACAUCACAGCUUUACUUGCUGACCCUCAGUCUUGUCACCACCACCUUCUGUUGACCCUGCCCCCAGGCACGAGGUCACACCCACUGAUGACAUCACCUUUGAUGUCAUCAGUGGGUGACGAUUUGAACCAGAGAAAAUGUUUACUUGUAUUUUUUUUCCACUGAACUGAAUGUGUUGUUGAUGUUGUACAGAAUGACAAUCUUAAGCCAUCGUCGUCAUAUGACAUUACAUAAGGCCCCGCCCACUAGGAUGAUCAUCAUUCACAGUAAUCAGGCGAAUCACAGACAAAUGAACUUUUUAGUUUUGAAGUUUUUGCAGACAAAACUGCCCUGACCUUCCUCUCCCUCCUCCUCCUCCUCCUCCUCCUGUGGGCUUAAAGGACUCCACUUUUAUCUGUGACCUGUGACCCUGUGAGACUCUCAACUUGUAGAAAAGCUCAAAAACUGAUGAAGCAAGAUGUUCUUCAGUUCUCACAUUCUUCAUCCUGACCUGCAGCCUACAUUGCCCAUGCUGCACUUGGACCUGUGACAGCUGCAUAUGAGAUUGAUGUCACACCAUGUCACAGUGCAGAGCGUGAAAUCAGCUGUCUGAGCAGGCAGCUGAUUAAUAAAGGCAGACAUGUCCUCAUUCUGUUUACAUACUUCAUGUAGAAACUUCAGAUUUACAUGAGUUUUAUUGAUGAAGUGAGAUGAUAAAACAUGAACGCAGACUGGACCUGCCCAUCUAACUGGGAGGUCACAGGCAGCAGGAGCGGCGUCUGCAGUCUGCUGCCAUAGUUUGGGUCACUGCAGAUUAAUAAUAAUGAGAGCUGUAAAAAGCUGUCCUGAUCAAUCAGAUUUACCCUGUGAUGAUGCAGAGGAGCUGUCAGGUCAUCUAACAGCACAUCCAGCUGAAGCUACAAUAAACAUAAAAUUCUUUGGUGUGUGCGCCGGUGUUGUGCCAUAAAGUGAUUUCCAGUGUUUCUGUGUGCUUUUAUGUGUAAUGUCUUUGUUUACAUUGGUAAAUAGAGUGCGGUCAGCAUGAUUUAUGACAGGCUUA